Molecule: messenger RNA, 1107 nt
Organism: Parathielavia appendiculata
Lineage: Eukaryota; Fungi; Ascomycota; Sordariomycetes; Sordariales; Chaetomiaceae
Exons: 2
Coding region: 1-1107 (368 amino acids)
Biological process (GO): peptidyl-histidine methylation, to form tele-methylhistidine
Molecular function (GO): protein-L-histidine N-tele-methyltransferase activity
Source: RefSeq, a predicted model, not a curated record
AUGGCGUUUUCAUUCUCCUUCGCUGGGGACGACAUAGAGGAGGACGUCCAAGCUCCUGUACAGACCCAGACCAAUAACACGGCGACAACAUCAUCCUCUCCUUCGGCGGCAGGCGCGUUCCCUGUACAAGGCAAGCCGUUGCUUCCGCCGACCCAGCAUUCCCUGGAUGAUCUCCUCUCGCGGUUGCCCUCCAGGAUCGCCUUCAGUUUGCUUGAUAUCCAUCUCGGGGGUAGCCGCAUCCUUCAGCUACCCCGGCGUGAGCUGUGGGAUGUGCGUGUCCAGCUGAUGGCUGAGGAGAACACCGACAACCUUUCCGAGUCGGAAGCUGGACUCGGGGACCACGAUGUCAAGACGGGCAUUUACGAGGGCGGCUUCAAGAGCUGGGAGAGCAGCGUCGACUUGGUCAGGGUGCUUGCACGCGAGAACGUCACCGAUGUUCUGCUGCAAGACCCAUGUGUCCUGAUUGAGCUUGGUUGCGGCACAGCGUUGCCUUCACUUGCUCUAUUUCAAUGGGCUUUGGGUGAGAGGAAAUCCGACCAGAGGCAUCCACUCGUGCUUGCCCUCGCAGACUACAACCCUUCUGUGCUCUAUCUCGUGACUCUGCCCAACCUGAUUCUUGCCUGGGCCCUGCAGCGGCGGAGCGGAGACACCAAGCUCGACGAGGCUUUCAGCCUUGACGGGGAGCUGGAAUUAACACCAGGAGUGCUCGAAGCCUUUAGACAGACCCUUUCCUGCGAUCGGAUCACCCUAUCUUUCCUCUCAGGAGCAUGGUCUUCCGAGUUCGUUGACCUCCUUUACCGCUCCGGCGUACCUGCGAACCUCCCAGACACCACAAAGACACUGUUGCUGGGGUCCGAAACCAUCUACUCUCCGUUUGCUCUCGAAAGCUUCAGCAGCACGCUGCGUUCGAUCCUGCGGCGUGAGCGCCGCGAGCGCUCAAGUGGCAAUGCCAGGGCUCUCAUUGCCGCCAAGAGGCUGUACUUUGGCGUCGGUGGUUCCCUAGACGACUUCGUCGACAAGAUGAGGGGACUUGGCACCUCCGUCAGAACGCUGUUUGAGGAGACGCAGGGGGUGCACCGUGGCGUCGUCGAAUGUCUUCUCUCCUGA